Molecule: messenger RNA, 3383 nt
Organism: Sus scrofa (pig)
Lineage: Eukaryota; Metazoa; Chordata; Mammalia; Artiodactyla; Suidae
Source: RefSeq, a predicted model, not a curated record
UCGACCCACUGUGACAUGCUGGGCGGGGGAUCAGACCUGCGGCCUAGCGCUCCUAAGACCCGCCAUCCCAUUGCACCACAGCGGGAACUCCGGCAGCCCAGUCCAGUGGCCUCCAGCAAGGAGCUGGGGCUGAGGCCCAUCGCGCCGGGAGCAGGACAUGCAUUUCUGGAGACCUCUGCUUGCCGCCUCCUCUGCCCGCCGCUGGCGCUGGGAAACAUGAUCAGGGCCAAGGCCGUCAGCGAGAAGGAGGUGGACUCCGGGAACGACAUCUACGGCAACCCCAUCAAACGGAUCCAGUACGAAAUCAAGCAGAUAAAGAUGUUCAAGGGACCUGACAAGGACAUAGAGUUUAUCUACACGGCCCCCUCCUCCGCGGUGUGCGGCGUCUCGCUGGACAUCGGAGGAAAGAAGGAGUACCUCAUCGCAGGAAAGGCCGAGGGGCACGGCAAGAUGCACAUCACGCUCUGUGACUUCAUCGUGCCCUGGGACACCCUGAGCACCACCCAGAAGAAGAGCCUGAACCACAGGUACCAGAUGGGCUGUGAGUGCAAGAUCACGCGCUGUCCCAUGAUCCCCUGCUACAUCUCCUCUCCGGACGAGUGUCUCUGGAUGGACUGGGUCACGGAGAAGAACAUCAACGGGCACCAGGCCAAGUUCUUCGCCUGCAUCAAGAGAAGCGACGGCUCCUGCGCGUGGUACCGCGGAGCGGCACCCCCCAAGCAGGAGUUUCUCGACAUCGAGGACCCCUAAGCAGGCCACCGGCACCCCUGUGGCCAACAGAGAGCCUCCGAGAGUCCAGACUGGUCCAGCUCCGACAUCCCUCCCUGGAAACAGCAUGAAUAAAACAGUCAUCCAAGCGGGUCUACAUUAGUGUGAUUCUCCCGCCCGCCCCCAUUUUCCUUUUCAAUGUGCUUGUGGGUCUGGAGGCAGAGGUGGGUCCUGCACCCCAUCCCCCACCCUGGGCGCCGUGCGGCGUGGUCUCCCACCCUUCGGUGUGGCCAGGGGCCGAACACACGGGCUUGCCUCCCAGGCCCGCCCCGGCACUGUCACACACGCUGAGCAGACUGCCUUCAGGGGUCCCCCAGCCUGGUCAGGGCAGAGCCCGUAAAUAUGCUUUUUGCAGAAACUUUUGAGGGUCGUUGCCAGACUGUGUAGCAGGCCUACCAGGUCCCUUUCCUCUCGAGAGGGGCAUGUCCCUCAGUUCCUGCAGCCUCCACCCCUCUGGCCCUAGGGUGGCAGUCCCUGCCCCUUGUGAGUACCCUGUGCCCGCCACGGACUCCCAGCACCCGUGACCUCUGUGUGUCCAGGAGCAGCCCUGGACCCAGGGCUUGUUCUCGAAGGAGCCCCGAUCGAUUGUAUUAAUCUGCAGAAUUUCCGUGGGAGCCUCCCUCCCGGGCCUCGUAGAACUAUGACAGCGACAAGCUUCAGCCCAGCCAAGCCCCCAGCACACACCCCAGGCCUUGAGGGAAUCUGCACCGUUCUGCCCUGGGGCAGACGUUCGGGGGGAUGCUUGGCUGCCCUUGUAGUUCAUUGCGGAGCCUCUGAGCCCCCCCGUCUCUCCAGCUCCCUCCUGCUCUUCUGGCCUGGGACCCCCAGGAACAGGCUUUGCCAGGGGUUGUGUGUGGCCAGUGGCAUGAGCUGGCUGUGCCCUUUGCACACCCUGAGGACAUCAGGAGCUGGGUGCCGCCCUGUCCCCCAGGACGCCUCAGAGCGCCCUGAGAGCUUUGUGACCUCCCUGUGCUGGGCGGGCUCCUGCGAGUGAAGCUGUUAGCUCAGUGUAGGGUGCAGUCCUUCCAACGGUGGCAUCAAUAAGACUGCCAUCGCUUUGUGGCCCUCCGGGACACUGUGGCCGGCUUUUCGAGACAUCUCAUUCUUCUGAAGAUGAAUUCUCAGAUGAUAUGUGAGCCCAAAUCACGGGGGUACCCCCCUCGGCUUGACUUUCUUGUAUCACAAAGAUCACCCAGUUAAGAAACUUCAUAGGGAGCUGGAGAACAGAUCUGUCCCCCGAGGAUGGUUUUCUGGUGCAAGUUUCCCAAUAACAGUAAAGAUAAUCUCCUUUUUCUUCCCACCCACUCGCGGUGUAUAAAUCGGCUGUUCCGAGUUUAUGGUGUAUAUUAGGCAAACACACACACACACACACAGAGUGAAAGUGAAGUCUGUCGGCCUGGGCGUGGUUCUCCUGCAGAGUUCUCCCAAAGUCAGCUUCUAAGCCUGCGCUAUUCUGCGUUGACCCCAAAGCACCUUUCAGACGCCUGACCCCCCCCUGUGGCGUGCAGCCCCCGUGCCCACCGGGACCCGGUCAGCACAGAUUUUGAUGACUCCCUUUCUAGGGCAGAGUCGGGGAAUCUGGCCCGCUCCGAGGGCCUCUUCAUGCUGUGCAGUGAUAGGAAGUUAUAAGAUGUCAUGAUGGACCAGUCCGUGUGAAUCCAGUAUAUACGAGAACACCAGACCCUCCAAUCAAUAUAACACCCCCCCCCCGUCUGCUUCCUGUAUGGUGUUAUCAUAUGUAACAUUUACUCCUGUUUCUGCUGAUCUUUUUUAAUGUUUGGGGUUUGUUUCUGGCAUCCGUUGUAAUCAUUCCUGUGCUGUGUUUUUAUGACUCUCAGUAGGGGUUAGACGUGCACCUUCUCUUCCCAAAGGUUUCUGCCUCGUGGAAGCAUCGGACCCAGAGUGGACGCGGCGUGGUCACCAGCCUCGGAUGGGGACCCCCUCAGACCUUUCCUUCGGUCCCUUGAGUCCCAUUGCCUUUCCACCUCCCACCUUUUGUUCUUCGGUUCCAAUUAUUACGAAGCGAAGGAUCUGUGAGUAGGUGGGUUCCAAAACGUGGCCUCCUUGUAGUCAAUCCAUGUACAUGGGGCUUGUAGCCGUGCCGAGGAGGAGAACAAAAGUCAGGACGAAGGAUGCGGGGGCCGCCGAGGAAGGCCACUCAUACCCUCGCGGUGAAUCGCUGCCGUCGAGAGGGAGGUUAAGAAGGCUCUCCACUUGGCGUUGUUUAAUUUAUAUGUUACAUCCUAAGCGCUGCCCUUUCCUUCCUCUCUUCUGGUUUCCGUGCAAGCAGCUCACAGUAUUUAAGAUCAAGUUUACAUCGUAAUCCUCUCCAAAUCUUUGCUUGAUGAGUACUCAGAAAUAUCGGACUCGCCGCCGUAAUUUAAAGCUUUGUUGACCUUGUUCGUUUUUGUUUGGAUUUCUUCGUUGUUGUUGUUGUCGUUUAAAUUUUGGGGCAAUGUGAUUUUGCUGGGAUAUGAAGUCUGAGACCUCCCUGUGCUGGGAACACAUGAGAGUUGUUGAAAGUCGACAAGCAGACAGCGCAUGUCUCCGAUGCCUUGUAUCCUUCUCGAGUGAUCGCUCGGUCCGUGGACAAUAAACAGUAUUAUCAACGAGAA